AUGGACAGCCGAACCCUGACACCUGGCGCCAACUGGGAGCUGAGGCCGGAGGUGGUGGCUUUCCAGGAGCGUGACCAGCGCUCAGGAGCACCAGGGCGAGGACUUGGAGUAACAUGGAAAAAUCUCAGUGUUCAGGUUGUCAGCGCCGAUGCCGCCAUCCAUGAGAAUGUCGGGUCUCAGUUCAACAUCCCAAAGCUUGUGCAGCAGUCUCGCCACAAGCCGCCGCUAAAAACCAUCCUCGACGACAGCCAUGGCUGUGUUAAGCCUGGAGAGAUGUUGUUAGUUUUGGGUAGGCCGGGGUCUGGCUGCACGACACUUCUGAAUAUACUUUCUAACCGCAGGGCUGGAUUUGCGUCCGUCACUGGGGACGUCCACUACGGCUCGAUGACCUCAGAAGAAGCGAAGAGUUUCCGAGGUCAGAUCGUCAUGAACAGCGAGGAGGAGUUGUUUUUUCCUACCCUGACGGUCGGCCAGACGCUAGACUUUGCUACGCGCCUGAAAAUUCCAGCCAAGUUACCUGAGGGCGUCACCUCCCCCGAGGACUACCGAAAAGAACAACGGGAUUUUCUUCUUCGAUCGAUGCGCAUUGACCAUACCCAGGAUACCAUGGUGGGCAACGAGUUUGUUCGUGGGGUGUCUGGCGGCGAAAGGAAAAGGGUGUCUAUCAUCGAGACCUUGGCCACGCGCGGCUCCGUGUUCUGCUGGGACAACAGCACUCGAGGUCUUGAUGCAAGCACUGCUUUGGAGUAUGCCAAGUCCAUCCGAGCCAUGACAGACGUGCUAGGCCUCUCAUCCAUCGUAACGCUGUAUCAGGCCGGCAACGGCAUCUACAAUCUCUUCGAUAAGGUUCUCGUCUUGGACUCUGGCAAAGAAGUCUUCUACGGCCCUCUGCAGGAAGCCAAGCCUUUCAUGCAGGACCUAGGAUUCAUCUGUGCCGAGGGUGCCAAUGUGGCAGACUACCUCACGGGCGUUACUGUUCCUACAGAACGUAAGGUAAGGCCGGAAAAAAUGGACAUGUUUCCGCGCACUGCCGCCGCGCUCAGGUCUGCAUAUCAGAAAUCACCCAUCUAUACUCGCAUGAUCGCAGAGUACGACUACCCGGACAGCCAGGCGGCCAAGGACAACACAGAAAAGUUGCAUCAGGGCGUGGCCAUGGAGAAGAACCAUCGACUCCCUUCCAGCAGCCCCUUGACUGUCGGUUUCGUGGACCAGGUGGUAGCCUGUGUCAAGCGACAAUACCAGAUCGUCUGGGGCGACAAGGCUACCUUUCUCAUCAAGCAAAUAUCGACUCUUGCCCAGGCGCUGAUCACCGGAUCCCUGUUCUACAACGCCCCCGACACCUCUGCUGGGCUGUUCAUCAAGUCUGGGGCCCUCUUCUUCUCCCUCCUCUUCAACUCGCUGCUCGCCAUGGCUGAGGUCACUGAGUCCUUCAGCGGUCGCCCUGUUCUCCUCAAGCACAAGAACUUUGCCUUCUUCCACCCUGCCGCUUUCUGCAUCGCACAAAUUGCCGCCGAUAUCCCGCUCCUUCUGUUCCAGGUCUCCAUUUUCUCUCUUGUGCUGUACUUUAUGGUUGGUCUGACCAUGACUGCUGGCGCUUUCUUCACCUACUGGAUCCUUGUAUUCUCUUGUAUGACAGCUUUGUUCCGAGCCAUCGGUGCGGCCUUUUCCACUUUUGACGGAGCCUCCAAGGUUUCUGGUCUUCUUGUCAUGUGCAGCGUGAUGUACACGGGAUACAUGAUCCAGAAGCCCGCAAUGCAUCCAUGGUUUGUUUGGAUCUUCUGGAUCGAUCCUCUUGCAUACGGAUUCGAUGCUCUUCUCUCGAAUGAAUUUCACGGAAAGCACAUCGAUUGUGUCAGCAAUAACCUUGUCCCCUCCGGCGUAGGGUAUGACAACACCUACGCCUCUUGUGCAGGCAUUGGUGGUGCUAUCCAGGGCGAGACGUUCGUCACCGGAGACAACUAUUUGGCGUCGCUCUCGUAUAGUCACGCUCACCUAUGGAGGAACUUUGGUAUUGUCUGGGCCUGGUGGGUCCUGUUUGUUGCCAUCACUGUCUUCUCCACCUCGCGCUGGAAGUCUUCCUCCGAGAGUGGUCCGUCUCUGCUCAUCCCAAGGGAGAAGGCCAAGGUUGCUAGGGCGCUUCAGGUCGACACCGAGGCCCAAAGCACUGAGAAGGAUGGCGCCACCACCACUGGGUACCGCAGUGGCGAUGAGACGGCCGUGGAAACCAGUGGUGAGAGCAGCAUCGAUAAGCACCUCGUCCGCAACACAUCCGUUUUCACAUGGAAGCAUCUCUCAUAUACCGUCAAGACACCACACGGUGAUCGUCAGCUGCUCGAUAAUGUUCAGGGCUGGGUGAAGCCAGGGAUGCUAGGGGCCCUGAUGGGUUCAAGUGGUGCUGGAAAGACGACUUUGUUGGACGUCCUCGCGCAGCGGAAGACCGAAGGCACAAUUCGUGGGUCCAUUCUUGUGGAUGGACGUGAGCUUCCGGUCUCUUUCCAACGGUCUGCGGGGUACUGCGAGCAACUCGAUGUGCACGAGCCCUUUGCAACAGUCCGAGAGGCCCUCGAGUUCUCUGCCUUGCUGCGGCAGCCUCGCCACGUUCCUCGUGAGGAGAAGCUCAAAUACGUUGACACAAUCAUCGAGCUCCUCGAACUCCAUGACCUCGCAGACACUCUGAUCGGGCAUGUUGGCGCAGGAUUGAGUGUCGAGCAGAGAAAGCGUGUGACAAUCGGGGUGGAGCUCGUCUCCAAGCCGAGUAUCCUGAUCUUCCUGGACGAACCCACCUCGGGUCUGGACGGGCAGUCGGCCUACAACACUGUUCGCUUCCUUCGCAAGCUGGCCGAUGUUGGCCAGGCAGUGCUCGUUACAAUCCAUCAACCGUCUGCGCAGCUCUUUGCUCAGUUCGACACUCUACUCCUGCUCGCCAAGGGUGGCAAGACGGUCUACUUUGGCGACAUUGGCGAGAACGGUGCAGUUGUUAAGAGUUACUUUUCUCGAUAUGGCGCUUCGUGUCCGGAAGAGGCCAACCCUGCUGAGCAUAUGAUCGACGUCGUCUCGGGCCAUCUCUCUCAGGGUCGUGACUGGAACCAGGUCUGGCUAGAGUCGCCUGAGCAUGCAGCAGUCACCAAGGAACUGGACCAGAUCGUUGCCGACGCUCAGGCGCGCCCACCAGGGACCCUCGAUGAUGGUCACGAGUUCGCUAUGCCCCUCUGGGAUCAGGUCAAGAUUGUAACACACCGGAUGAACAGCGCUCUGUGGCGCAACACCGACUACAUCAACAAUAAAUUCGCUCUCCACGUCACUAAUGCGCUAUUCAAUGGCUUCUCCUUCUGGAUGAUCGGCGACUCCAUCACUGAUCUGCAGCUGCGCCUCUUCACAAUCUUCAAUUUUAUCUUUGUGGCUCCCGGUGUCAUAAAUCAACUGCAACCGCUGUUCAUCGAGCGCCGCGAUAUAUUUGAGGCGCGCGAGAAGAAAUCCAAGAUGUAUUCGUGGUCUGCCUUUGUCACUGGCUUGGUCUUCUCCGAAUUUCCCUACCUCUGCAUCUGCGCUGUGCUCUAUUUUGUCUGUUGGUACUACACCGUGGGCUUCCCGUCCGAGUCCACCCGGGCUGGCGGCACCUUUUUCGUCAUGCUUAUGUACGAAUUCGUGUACACAGGCAUUGGUCAAUUCAUUGCAGCAUACGCCCCCAAUGCCAUUUUCGCUUCGCUAGCAAACCCAGUCAUCAUCGGCACCCUGGUCUCUUUCUGCGGCGUUCUGGUCCCGUACGCUUCCAUCAACGUCUUUUGGCGGUACUGGAUAUACUGGAUGAACCCUUUCAACUACCUCAUGGGCAGCAUGCUCGUCUUUGAUGUUUGGGGCACCGACGUCACUUGCAAGAAAGAUGAGCUUGCUAUCUUCGACCCGCCCAACGGGACUACCUGCGAGGUGUACUUGGCCGAUUACAUGAAGGGCAGUGGAAUCCUGAGUAACCUUCUGAACCCGAGCGCCACGAGCGGGUGCGAGGUAUGUCAGUACCGAGACGGAAGUGGCUACCUGGAGACCUUGAACUUGAAGUCUUACUCCUACGGCUGGCGGGAUGCGGGAAUUGUGGUCUUGUUUGCAUGCUCCAGCUAUGCCUUGGUCUACGUGCUGAUGAAGUUGAGGACGAAGAUGAGCAAGAAAGCCGAGGAGUAA
Cryphonectria parasitica EP155 is the source of this 4173-nucleotide messenger RNA. RefSeq lists its product as uncharacterized. Gene Ontology annotation, molecular function: ATP binding; ABC-type transporter activity; ATP hydrolysis activity. The record is from RefSeq and is a predicted model, not a curated record. The coding region runs from base 1 to 4173 and encodes 1390 amino acids. Gene Ontology annotation, cellular component: membrane. Gene Ontology annotation, biological process: transmembrane transport. NCBI's taxonomy places the organism in Eukaryota, Fungi, Ascomycota, Sordariomycetes, Diaporthales, Cryphonectriaceae. The transcript has 5 exons.